This is a messenger RNA of Yamadazyma tenuis ATCC 10573, 562 nucleotides long. It is a transcript of the gene HNT2, whose product is annotated as bis(5'-adenosyl)-triphosphatase. The record is from RefSeq and is a predicted model, not a curated record. Lineage: Eukaryota; Fungi; Ascomycota; Pichiomycetes; Serinales; Debaryomycetaceae. Gene Ontology annotation, molecular function: catalytic activity.
ACUCACGCCAUGUCUGACAUCUACUUUUACAAAUACAUAGUCAACAAGCAAGUGUUCUUCCGGUCCAAACACUGUUAUGCCCUCGUAAACCUCAAGCCACUAAUUCAAGGUCACGUGUUGCUUGUGCCGUACAACCCUGAAAUCUACCGAUUCAACCAACUUAGCGAUGAAGAGAGCAUUGACUACAUGCGAAGUCUUCAAACAUUAUCAAGAUUUCUCACCUGGAACUACAAGGCAGAUGCCUUGAACAUCGCGAUUCAGGACGGUCCGGAAAGUGGUCAAUCGGUACCUCAUUUGCAUACGCACUUGAUUCCACGGUUUAAAACUGACGACUUGAAGAAUGACCGGGUCCACCAACAACUACUGAAAGUGGACAUUCUCACUGACUUUGAGGCCAGAAGACUCGCCUACACGCAAAAACCCACCCGAGUACGUGAUGACAGCCAAAGGGUUGCCCGUACCGACGACGAGAUGGAGCAGGAAGCAAAUGAGCUAAAACGUAAGUUUGAAGAGUUCUCGCAACUCAAUCCGCAUCAAUAGACCAAUGCCACAAUUCGCGCGA